AUGUUGUCCCUCAUCCUCACGGUGUUCUUUGUGCACGUCGCAAUCUACCUCGUUAAUACGAUCGGUGCAAGCACUGUUGACAGUUUGUUAUGGCUACUUUACCUUCGACUGCCUACACCGACCUCCCGAACAGCCCGCAAGCAGCAGGAGCUGAAGCGCGCGGUCCUCGAACAAAAGCGCGAAAUGAACAACACGAGCUCGCAGGAUGAGUUUGCGAAAUGGGCGAAAUUGCGGAGACGCCACGACAAGACCAUGGAGGAAUAUGAGGCGUUGAACAAAGCCCUCACAUCGCACAAAUCCUCCUUCGACUGGACCGUCAAGAUCGCUCGCUGGCUCAGCACAAACGGCCUGAAAGUCUUCCUCCAGUUCUGGUACUCGAAGACACCCGUGUUCCCGCUCCCAGCUGGCUGGUUCCCUUACUACGUGGAAUGGAUUGUGUCGUUCCCUCGCGCACCGCUGGGCUCCGUCAGCAUCCAGGUUUGGAGCAACGUCUGUGCGGCGGCGAUUGCGCUCGCUGCGGAGAUCGUGGGCGCUUUGCUGGUGCAGGUUAUAGGCCAGAAGGAAAAGGUACCCGUCAGCGAAGGCGAGAAGGCACAGUAG
Messenger RNA from Penicillium soppii, 600 nucleotides. Its product is annotated as guided entry of tail-anchored proteins factor 1. The record is from RefSeq and is a predicted model, not a curated record. Bases 1 to 600 code for a protein of 199 amino acids. The transcript is spliced from 3 exons. Gene Ontology annotation, biological process: tail-anchored membrane protein insertion into ER membrane. NCBI's taxonomy places the organism in Eukaryota, Fungi, Ascomycota, Eurotiomycetes, Eurotiales, Aspergillaceae. Gene Ontology annotation, cellular component: GET complex.